UCCAAAGUGUAUGGAUUGGAUUCGAUGAAAAUGAUGAUCCAAAUGGAGAAGGAAGAUGGCAGGACAUCGAAUAUGAAGAUGUCCCCCUUUACUGUACUUACUGCAAACACCAAGGUCAUACUCCUCUUGCUUGCCCCGUCAGCAGAAGAGAUACAGAACGCAACAAGGCCAAAGACAAGGAAGAAGAGCCAAAGAAAGAUGCGUCGCCAAAAAACACAGGUAUGAUCUCUACUCCUAUUGUCUUAACUAAUGCUAUAAGUUUCAGGCAACAGGUACCACUAGAAGAAACCACCACCACAAAUCAGGAAGGAAGUCGCAAAGCACAGGAGGACUCAACCAACCAAAACAGGAAUCAAAUCUCAAACAACCAAUGGGAAACCCAAAAACGAAGAAACUUCAAAGGUAAGACUCAAACUGUGCAAAACACCCAAACGAUACAAGGCAACACUCAACAGCACGAGCAUCAACCAGGUAUUGACUCAAUGCUCCCAAUCCCCCAUGGCUCCCCCAGUAGUUUUAAUGUAUUGAAUGUUUUAACUGCUGCUGCUGAAGUAGUUAACGGAGGUGAGGAUGGUGGGAUUCAGGAGAAGCCAACUAACCUGCAGGAAGGGGUAUCCAGAGGGGGGGUUGUGUCUCAUGUUUUGCAUGAGAACCUUAUGGUUGACCCUAGGAAUGACUUUAGAGCUCCUGCUACCACUUCACAUAUUCAGCAUUCUUCUUCCCAGCAUGUUAAUAAAAGAGAUUCUGUUGAUGCUCAAAAAAUGGCCUCCAAACUGCCCCCUGCUGUGACCAUUGGAUGUGAGACCGCAGUUGAUUCUGGAAGGCUUUCAAGUCCUUCUUUGAGAACUGAGCAGCAGCAGUUCAGGAGUGUAGAUGUAGGGGCAAACUAG
Molecule: messenger RNA, 890 nt
Organism: Solanum dulcamara
Lineage: Eukaryota; Viridiplantae; Streptophyta; Magnoliopsida; Solanales; Solanaceae
Exons: 2
Coding region: 222-890 (222 amino acids)
Source: RefSeq, a predicted model, not a curated record